Molecule: messenger RNA, 906 nt
Organism: Drosophila serrata
Lineage: Eukaryota; Metazoa; Arthropoda; Insecta; Diptera; Drosophilidae
Source: RefSeq, a predicted model, not a curated record
AUGGCUUUCGCACUGGGCUGGCUCUUCCUGAUCACCCUGGCCAUAGGAUCAUCUCUGGCCCUGUGGGCAGCUCCGCAGACUGAUGUUACCACCGGUGGACUUAACCCUCAGCCGCCACCGAUUGCUACUUUGGCUCCACCGCCCACGUUGUCUCAGGAUCUGGACGAAAUCCAGCGGUUGAUUCAGUUCAAGCCCAUAAAUCAGCUAAUAGUGCGUUACCUGAUCAACGAUCCCCAGUUUCAGGCAUUCGUGAGGAUCAUCAAUAGCAAUUCGGCAUUCACGGCCCGCUGGCGUCUGCGUUCCCAGCCGGAGAUCAUCCUGUUCCAGCAGUGGGUCGACCAGCAGCUCUUGGCUUCGGGCGGCGCCUUCGAGAUGGAGGAACAGAAGCUGAAAGUGACCCUAUUGAACCAGUUCCCCUAUUGGUCUGGUACUGUUUUCGGCUGGCAAGGAUUCCUCACCGAGGCGCAGCUAUACUUCCCGCUGUACGCCAUCCGAGCUCACAUCGAUGCCAAGGUGCUGCAGCAGGGCAUCUUUGCCCAGUUCUGGACCCGAGUUCAGGGCCUCCAAGUGGUCUACGAACGUUGGUUGGCAUCGGUGGAGACUUCCCAGGUUGUAGGUGAACUUCAAAUGGCUGGCAUCGACACAGUUCAGUUGGAUGGCAUCAUUCGCGAGCUCUUCGGCUGGAAUAUGGUGAAUGCAACCACAACUGUUGCGCCUGCAACACCCGUGGGUCCCACUAUCAUUCCGGGAGCAGUGCUCCCUCCGGUUAACGCUGGUCCUGUAAUUGUCUAGGUAACUAAAAUCAAUCAGUGAUGGGAAUCAUUUUACCUAGGAGGGGGAUUAUACGUUAUACGAAAUAAAAAUAUGGCUGCAGGCCUCGAUUUGUUAAUUAAGACAUACUAGAAA